Molecule: messenger RNA, 3572 nt
Organism: Limanda limanda (common dab)
Lineage: Eukaryota; Metazoa; Chordata; Actinopteri; Pleuronectiformes; Pleuronectidae
Gene: atp6v0a1a
Product: ATPase H+ transporting V0 subunit a1a
Exons: 22
Coding region: 138-2690 (850 amino acids)
Biological process (GO): proton transmembrane transport; vacuolar acidification
Cellular component (GO): vacuolar proton-transporting V-type ATPase complex; plasma membrane; vacuolar proton-transporting V-type ATPase, V0 domain
Molecular function (GO): ATPase binding; proton-transporting ATPase activity, rotational mechanism
Source: RefSeq, a predicted model, not a curated record
AGGAAACCAGGGCGGAAGUCGGAGUGUGACAGAGACGAGGAGAGAGAGAUAGAGAGAGGAUCCGCACCUGAACAGCGACAACACAGAGAGGUGCUGCUUGAUUCGAGGCCGGCUCGGGGCUCACAUCCUUCAGCAACAUGGGGGAACUCUUCAGAAGUGAGGAGAUGACGCUGGCUCAGCUCUUCCUCCAGUCAGAAGCUGCCUACUGUUGUGUCAGUGAACUGGGAGAGAUUGGGAUGGUGCAAUUCCGUGAUCUAAAUCCUGAUGUGAACGUGUUCCAGAGAAAGUUUGUUAAUGAAGUGCGACGAUGUGAAGAGAUGGAUCGCAAACUGAGAUUUGUAGAGAAAGAAAUAAAGAAGGCAAACAUCGCAUUUGUGGACACUGGAGAAAACCCAGAAGUCCCCCUUCCGAGGGAAAUGAUCGACAUGGAGGCCACAUACGAGAAGCUCGAGAACGAGCUGAAGGAGAUAAACACCAACCAAGAGGCCCUAAAAAAGAACUACCUGGAACUGACGGAGCUCAAACACAUUCUGCGUCGCACGCAACAGUUCUUUGAUGAGAUGGAGGACCCCAGUUUACUGGAGGAAUCAGCCGCCCCCCUGGAUCCCAGUGAUGUUAUCAGAGGGCCUCCUCUCAGACUGGGAUUUGUAGCUGGAGUCAUUGGCAGAGAACGUAUCCCCACAUUUGAGAGGAUGCUCUGGAGAGUUUGCAGAGGAAACGUCUUCCUGAGGCAGACAGACAUUGAAGAACCUCUGGAGGACCCGACCACGGGCGACCAAGUCCACAAGUCUGUCUUCAUCAUCUUCUUCCAGGGAGACCAGCUGAAGAAUAGAGUCAAGAAGAUCUGUGAGGGCUUCAGAGCCACUUUGUACCCUUGUCCAGAAACACCGCAGGAGAGGAAAGAGAUGUUAGCAGGAGUGAAUGCUCGCAUUGAUGACCUGCAAAUGGUGCUGAACCAGACAGAGGAUCACAGGCAGAGGGUCCUGCAAGCUGCAGCCAAGACAGUCAGAGUGUGGGUCAUCAAGGUGAGGAAGAUGAAGGCCGUGUACCACACCCUCAACCUCUGCAACAUUGACGUCACUCAGAAGUGUCUGAUCGCUGAGGUGUGGUGUCCCGUCUCUGACAUGGACUCCAUCCAGUUUGCCCUGCGCAGGGGGACGGAAAAGAGCGGCUCCACUGUGCCUUCCAUUCUCAACAGGAUGCAGUCUAAGCAGACCCCGCCCACCUAUAACAAGACAAACAAGUUCACCUCCGGCUUUCAAAACAUUGUCGAUGCCUAUGGGAUUGGCAGCUACCGAGAGAUAAACCCUGCGCCAUACACCAUCAUCACCUUCCCUUUCCUUUUUGCGGUCAUGUUCGGUGACUUUGGCCACGGGGUGCUCAUGACCUGUGCCGCCCUGUACCUUGUGUUGAGAGAGAGCAGGCUAAUGGCCGAUAAGAACGAUAACGAGAUGUUCAGCAUGGUGUUUGCAGGGCGCUACAUAAUCCUGCUGAUGGGAAUCUUCUCUGUCUACACGGGAAUCAUUUACAACGACUGCUUCUCCAAGUCCCUCAACGUGUUUGGCUCUGGCUGGAGCGUCCGGCCAAUGUUUGACGCUCGAGUAGGAGGCAACUGGACGCCUGAGACACUUGAAGGCAAUAAAGUUUUGCAGUUGGACCCAGCCAUAGAUGGAGUGUUCAGUGGGCCAUACCCCAUCGGCAUCGAUCCGAUAUGGAACAUUGCGACCAACAAGCUGACAUUCCUGAAUUCCUUCAAGAUGAAGAUGUCUGUGAUCCUGGGAGUAUUUCACAUGCUCUUUGGAAUCUCUCUCAGUCUCUUCAACCACCUUUAUUUCAAGAAGCCCCUGAACAUCUACUUGGGAUUCAUCCCGGAGAUCGUCUUCAUGUCCAGUUUGUUUGGCUACCUCGUGAUACUGGUCUUCUAUAAGUGGAUCGCAUACGACGUAACCACCUCCAAGGAUGCUCCCAGUCUCCUCAUUGCCUUCAUCAACAUGUUCCUCUUCAACUACAACGACCCCAGUAACAAACCACUCUACAGCGGACAGGCGGUUGUACAAUCGCUCUUACUGGUUACUGCCCUGGCAUGUGUUCCCUGCAUGUUAAUAGUGAAAACUCUGAUUCUGCGGAGGCAGUACUUGUGGCGGAAAAAUUUGGGUACCCAGAACUUUGGAGGGAUCAGGGUGGGCAACGGGCCCACUGAGGACGAGGCUGAAAUCAUCCAGCAUGACCAGCUCUCGCAGCACUCUGAGGAAGAACCUGAGAGUUGCCUUUUGUCACCUGCUUUCAAGGCCCGUGAAGAGGAAGAGUUUAACUUUGCGGAUGUCGCAGUACAUCAGGCGAUCCACACCAUAGAGUACUGCCUGGGCUGCAUCUCAAACACCGCUUCCUAUCUGAGGCUGUGGGCCCUCAGUCUGGCUCAUGCACAGCUGUCGGAGGUGCUGUGGACCAUGGUGAUGCACAUCGGCCUUUCUUCCAACAACGCUGCAGGUUUCAUCCUCCUGGCCAUCGUCUUUUUCUUCUUUGCUGUUCUCACAGUUGCCAUCCUCCUCAUUAUGGAGGGUCUGUCAGCCUUCCUGCAUGCACUGCGACUGCACUGGGUGGAGUUCCAGAACAAGUUUUACUCAGGCCAGGGCUUCAAAUUCCUCCCUUUCACCUUCGAAAGCAUCUUGGACGGGGGGGUUGAAGACUGAAACCUGACGCCUCUUUUUCUUCUUCUUCAAUUAAUAUCUCUCACCUGAGAAUCUGUGUGGUGUUGAACAGUGAUUUUUGAGUGAAGCAGCUUCUACAACUUUGGAGCCAAGAUUAUCUGUCAGACUGUCUGUUUGUUUUGAACCUCGCGUCAUUUUCAGAAUCAGUAGCUAAAUCUGGAACUCAGCAAUUACCGUUCAUUCAUUCCAGAGAAAAAAAGAAUAGGAUUAGCUGUAAUCUGUCAUGUGUCUCGUCUCAGUGAAGUCUUUUUUGUUUUACCCGUGUUUUAUUUAGUUUAUUAUUAUUUAUGCAAAAUUCUUUAUAAAACCUGCAUUUUUCCUUCGUGGGAGUGUUGCAAUAUUGAUUAUUACAAACAACGCUAUGUGUAAAUCUCUUGACUGAUGAUGCCGAUAAAAGCUAGAAGCCUUUUCCACGCUGGUGUAUGCAGAUUGUCUCUUUCUCUUGGUAUACAAGUACAACUCAUUAAAUUGCAUAGUGACCUCGCAUAUCAAGCUUUAAAAGGUCUAAAGGGAAAACGAUACAACACCAGGAUGUCAGUAGAUUCUUUCACAGUUGCAUCUCUUGUGUUGUGCUCUGAUGUCACUGCCCUUUGUGCUGAGUAAUCUCAAUAAAGUGGAAUCUGUAGGCGGUUGUCCUCCAACAACGGAACACACUGAAGGGAUUUGACCGUGUCAGCACAAGUAAUUUCUGUUCCUACUUUUCAAUUUCACUCAUGUCAAAGUCUGAAGUGCUUUCCUCCGCUUGAAAGGGAGUAAGAGCGACACACAGGAAUCAUGACCAAGUAAAUUCAUUCCCCAGAAAUGAAUGAGCACCGGCAGUCAUUGUGCAUCUCUUUGUCAAUAAAGUAGAAAGAGCUGGUUAAA